GCCGUUAUCUGUUAUAUGUCCGCGUUCACGGCCUCGUCGCUCGAUCUGCUGGAGAGCGCCCAGUUGGAAAGUCUGCGAGAGGUCAGCACCAACACCUGCCAUCCUCUCAAAUGGGAACUGGUGACGCAGACCAGCGAGAUGCUCAUCCUCUGCUUUGGCCUACAUUUGGCCAUUGCCAGUCGCAAUGCCAAUACACAGUUUCGGGAGCGUCAAUUUCUGGUGACAACAUUAACGCUGGAGUUCCUUGUGUCGUCCAGUUUCUAUUUUCUGCGCUUUUUCUAUUUGCCGGAAAUGAGUCCCAGCGCCAUUUUGCUGGCGCUGUUUGUGCGCUCGCAGCUGACGAAUAGCUUCGCCUUGGGUUUGAUAUUUGUGCCAAAAUUGUGGUAUCAGCACAAGCAGGUUCGUUCGCUUGCGUAUGAUCUAUCAAUGCGUUUACCUGUGGAUGCUUUCAAGGGUACGUCACACGAUGCCGGCCAGCGUUUGGGCGGCGGCUAUGCGGGCCUGUGCCUGGGCGAUCCCGACAUUGGUGAGCUGACCAUAUCCGAAAUGAGUCCCGAGGAUAUACGUGCCGAACUCAAAAGACUGUACACACAACUGGAGAUACUGAAGAACAAGACACUGCGCCAGGAUAAUCCGCACAUUAGCAAAAGGCGCGGCGGUCGCAAGGCGGGUCACCGCCGCUUCUCAUUGCAAAAAAAGGGCAGCAAAGAUAAGGCUUUAAGUGCCAAACAUCGCAGCAAUAAGCAUCAUCAGGAUAUUGAGAUAACCGAAGCGGAGCCAUCACGCACGCCCGAGGACUCAGUUUGCAGUGGUGAGGGGCCGACAGAUACCUAUGCCGAAAUAUCGGGCAUAUCGCAUUCAAUGCUAUCCCAUUCAAUGGUAUCGCAUUCCGUUGUCUCGCACUCCAAAUAAACCUUGAACGAUGCGCCCCAAAUACUUGUAAAUAAC
Molecule: messenger RNA, 948 nt
Organism: Drosophila mojavensis
Lineage: Eukaryota; Metazoa; Arthropoda; Insecta; Diptera; Drosophilidae
Product: probable G-protein coupled receptor 158
Exons: 6
Coding region: 16-912 (298 amino acids)
Biological process (GO): G protein-coupled receptor signaling pathway
Cellular component (GO): membrane
Molecular function (GO): G protein-coupled receptor activity
Source: RefSeq, a predicted model, not a curated record